Messenger RNA from Paramormyrops kingsleyae, 4766 nucleotides. NCBI's taxonomy places the organism in Eukaryota, Metazoa, Chordata, Actinopteri, Osteoglossiformes, Mormyridae. The record is from RefSeq and is a predicted model, not a curated record.
UAAAGGCACGCAUGUCAUCGGACACAGAGCCGCGGUCGGGCGCGAUCACAAAAGCGCCGUGCUAGAGCCGGGGCCGACGCUGGCAUCCAGGCUGCCAUCGCGAUCCACCUCGGCCCCCAUUGAUUCGGAUGCGAUGGGCGACUGGAAGGCGCCCGCAGGAGGACUGGCUGGCUGGCUGCAUUCUCGGCCAGGUCUUUGGGGAAGAAGAGGAAGAGAAGAAUGCGGGGGGAGGGAUGUGGACGGAGACUGGUGCUGCUGGUCCAGCUGUUCGCAAAGGGAAGCGGGAAUAGUUCUCUGCUCCACCGGGGCAUUUUGUGCGCGUUAUUAGGUGGGAUGGAUAAAUAGUUAACGCUCCGAUGGAUGAGCUGUGGUUAGGGUUGCGUGGGGAGCUGGAGUGGCAUAGUCGAGGUGGUUCUAAGCGAGCUUAGCAAUCCCUUUACUUGGCUGUAGCUGGCAGUGUGGCUAGGAUCGUGGAGGUAAAUCCGACCCCGUACGGAUAUGAACCACGGGCAUAUUUCACCUCCAUUCAUUAUAGCUCCUCUGCUCUCGUUAUUCGCCGCCACGUUGGAUCGCCGGGAGAUCGCAUCCCGUCCAGAAAGCUCCCUGCAAGAACUUUCACGUCAGGUUCAAUCCGGAAGGGGAUAGCUAGCGUGCAAGGGGCGAAAUAUCGGCUGCGGGGCCAUUGCGAUGGCUGUGCAUGCAGGCAGCUUUAGGUAGCUUAGCAGCCUGAGCUCCGGAACCUCGCCGCCGCUCCGGGCUCCGCCAGCAACCCGUCCGCUGCUGCAGGACGGAGCUACGACUCGCCUGAUCCUUUUUGAAACUUAACUUUUUUUUUGGAGGUUGGAUCGAAAGUUAUUGUGAGGCGAUAGGCUUAAGUCCCGGAGCCACGUUUCCGGAGAGCAGCGGGAGGGGAGCCGAGGAAUGCGACGUCCGGGAGCAAGGCCACACUGGCCGCGGCGUAGCAAAGCGGCCUCCGCCGGCUCGAUCCGCGCUCCUUCCAGUGCACCGUACAGGUGAAACUGGAGCUGGGUCACCGGGCACAACUCCGCAAGAAGGUGACGACGGAGGGCUUCACCCACGACUGGAUGGUGUUUGUUCGCGGCCCUGAGUCGGGGGACAUUCAGCACUUUGUGGAGAAGGUGGUCUUCCGGCUUCACGAGAGCUUCCCAAAGCCGAAGCGAGUGUGCAAGGAGCCGCCGUACAAAGUGGAGGAAUCUGGCUACGCUGGGUUUCUUAUGCCCAUUGAGGUUUACUUCAAGAACAAGGAAGAGCCGAAGAAGGUGUGCUUCAACUACGACCUGUUUCUGAACCUGGAGGGCAACCCCCCCGUCAACCACCUGCGCUGCGAGAAGCUCACCUUCAACAACCCCACCCGCGAGUUCCGCCACAAGCUGGUCAAGGCCGGCGGUGUUAUCGUGGUGCCGGAGGGGGCGGAGGCUGUAUCCAGGCCCAGCCCCGACUACCCCAUGCUUCCCACUAUCCCGCUCUCUGCCUUUUCGGAUCCCAAGAAGACUAAACCGUCCCAUGGCUCAAAGGAGUCCAGUAAAGAGGCCGGCAGUGCGAGCAACAAGGCUGCCAAGCCUCACAAACCCACGAAGGAGCACCGGGAGCACGCCAGGAAGGAGUCGGAGAGUAAGGGUCUGUCCAAGGCCGAGGGUGACCGCGAUGGAGGCGGAGGCGGCAGCAGCAAAUCCACUCGGGAGUCCUCCUCCUCCUCCUCCUCCUCCAAGAAGCCUGUGGAGAUCAAGGUGAAGGAGGAGACCAAGACACUGCCUAAGGCGGCCUUCAAAGAGCCCAAGCUCACGCUGAAGGAGCCCAAGAUGGAAGGCAUGUCCCCCAAAGGCGGGGGGUCGGGUGGAGGGGGUGGCGGAGGAGGGGGGGGCCUGCCGGAGACCAAGGGGCCCAGCAAGCGCUCCUCCACGGUGGAGUCUCCAAAGCCCAGCGUCAAGAAGCCCAAGAAGGGAGGCUCGGAGGGCCCCAAAGCGGCUCCUGCUGGGGGCUUCACCAGCUCCUCCCCCCGCGUCUCCUCCUCCUCCUCCACGGCGCCUCAUUCCUAUCCGGAGAAGAAACCCCCCAAGGAGAAAGGCCGCUGGGCAAAGGUCAAGGUGGAAGCGCCCGAGGUCAAGGAGUCCAAGAAGCCCCCGGAAUCGGAGGAGUCCAACUCGGAGGACGAGGCCUCCUCCAAGUCCGAGCAGUCGGCACCCUCCAGCCCGUCCAACACCAGUUCCAGUUCGGACUCCAGCUCUGAGUCUGACUUUGAGCCAUCGCAGAAACAAGGCCAAGGGCCCCUGCGCUCCAUGGUGGAGGGCCUGCAGUCGGAGGAGUCCGACGACGACGACAGCAGCUCGGAGGACGGAACUCCCGUCAAGACCAACCCACCCAACCGCGAUUCCCGCCUGAGUCUGGACAGCGAGAGCGACAGCAGCGAUGGCUCACAUCGGCCCAGUCGGGACCCGCCGCCCCCCCUACAGAAGCACGUCUCCUCCAACAAUAAAGCGUCCGAAAGGAAGAGUCCAGAUCCCUGUAGCCGACCCGAGAAGGCGAUGAAGAAGGGGUACAACAAGGUACGAAGGGCCUACACGGAAGAACUGGUGGAUCUUCACCGCCGACUCAUGGCCCUGAGGGAGAGGAAUGUCCUACAACAGAUCGUCAACCUCAUCGAGGAGACUGGCCACUUCAACGUCACCAACACCACCUUCGACUUCGACCUCUUCUCGCUGGAUGAGUCGACGGUCCGUAAGCUACAGAGUUACUUGGAAGCCACCGCCACGUGACAGGAAGUCAGGGACAGUGGGCGGGGCCUUUCUCCUCCUCAGCUGCCCCUCCCUGGAACACUAGGCGGGGCUUGGAGAAGGAGAAACGUGAGAACGGAGUGGACUGUUGGAGGCAAAUGUGGGGGGGGGGGAAACUCCUGCCUGUUGGUAGGUGCAGGAGAAGCGAAUGAGCUGGGAGGGGGAGGGAGACUGGCCAUCGGCAUGAAAACGUGUAGGAGCUGGGGGGUUGGGGAAGAUCGGACUGAGCUGGACUUUGAGCUGGACUAUGGAAAAGGAGCCAGAAAGGAUGGUUCUGAUGGAGUCUGCGUGUUCUACUGCGCAGUGCGACCACUGGGCCAUCCACACGCACAUGGGCGACACUCAUUCUUCAUACUCCGCCCCCCCAUGCACUUAUUUUCUGCUGAAGUUCGCAUGCGUGUAAGGGGAUUCGGCCCCCGUGUGUGUGUGUGUGUGUGUGUGUGUGUGUGUGUGUGAAUGGGAGGGGUCCCAGCCUCUGGAAUGCCUGGCAGAAUUUUGCUUCGACAUUCUUCUGUUGUGGUGGGGGUUCCUUAUUGGGUGAGGCUGGUCACCCAGAUCAGGUUCCACGGUAGUUCUGAGUGACCCCCCCCCCUGUGUGUCCCUGUUGUAGCGCCUCGUGGAGCAGGGGUGCAGCGGAGGAUCUUCUCUAAGGCCGUUUUUAGUGGGGCGGGGGCCCUCGAGCUGAAGACGCCGGCCUGGGUGUGGGAUGGUGUACAUUUUUAUUUUCCUGCUGAUAUUGUAGAAGUUUUUCGAUUUAGCUGAUUUUGACGUUGAUAAUAGUGACUCAGAAGCCCAUUUGCUCUUUGUCUGUGUUGGUUUCACAGGGCUAUGACCGCCACCUCCACUGUCUUCUCAGUGCCUUUACAGAGUCCAUUUCAGAAUGGCUUGGUGGGGGUGGGGGGCUGAACACUAACGGCUAACUAGCAGAAAGCGGCCUAAAAAGCGCUUCGUUAAUGACACCUGUUUAAGCGCUCCUGUGUGCCGUGGGGACGCUGGUGCGACUGGGGUGGAGGAAGAGCUCUGAUAGGCCGGCGGCCCGGGCUGUGACACGUGCCGAAAUGACAGCAUCUUAUCUUUUAAGCGGUGGUGGAGGAUGGGGGGGGGGGGCGGCUGAUAUCGAUCGGCUUGUUUAUAAACCUCUAGGCAUCGAUUGUAGAUGCUGCAUCCUGCCCUUCCUGUCCUGCCACGCCAUCCUGUACACAAAGCCGCGCGCUCGAACCGGCAGCCGCGGUGGAGCCUCACCCUGUGACACUGGCGGCCUGGCGCUGCUGCCGUCUCCGGUUUUCCCAUCUCAGGCUCCCGCUCUGUGGAAGUUCUCACCUCUCAUGGAGACUUGGUGGUUCUAUAGCUGGUUGGGCCUUAAUGACGGUGUCUGCAGCUCCCUCCAUACCCCCCCCCCCCCUCUCCGUGGGGCUGCGGGAUGGCUGUCUGUCGCCACCACUUCCCAAUCCACGCCGGAGAUGAUUCCUGCCCCCCCCCCCCCACGCGCGUCUCCUCCGACUCCUCGCCCCCAGAGACGUGUGUUUUCGCGCGACAGCGUACGGCGUUCAUAGCUUUAUUGGAGUCGUCCUUUCUGCUGCCUGCCUUCGAGAGCGAUUGUCCCUCCCACCGUGCAGCAUGAGUGAGGAGUGAGCGGAGUCCAUCACGAGCCGUUUCUAACGACUAAAGCACAGAGUUUAACGUACCCAGUUAGGAAUUCCUGUAUAUUUAUACACCAUUCAGUCCGGAUUUGGAGCAGUAAUCAUCAAAUUGACGCAAACUUUUUUUUUUUUCCCGCUCUUUCAUUUUUCUUUCCGCUUUUUAUUAAGCCAAAACCUUAAAUCUCCUCCGUGUGAAGAUUUCUGCAUGGUAAUGACUUCUUGUGUUUUUUUUUUUUUUGGUCCCCUCUUGAACUUUUAACCUUUUAACUCCAAGUCUCAGUUCGUGAACUCUGACCUUUUGACUCUGCACUCUGCACGUUCUCUGUGUAGUGAA